UUUUCUAUAAAGAGAAGAUCUGCAACUCUAAGAUUAGUCCACCAGCAAAAUGAAAGAAUUCCGAUUUCCUUAUGUUUUAGUGUCUAUUAUUCUCCUUUCCCUCUGGCAGGUCAGAGCGGUGCUGGAAACAACUGGGCCAAGGGCCACUACACAGAGGGCGCCGAGCUGGUCGACUCGGUCCUGGACGUGGUGAGGAAGGAAUCAGAAAGCUGUGACUGUCUGCAGGGCUUCCAGCUGACCCACUCGCUGGGGGGCGGCACGGGGUCCGGCAUGGGCACCCUGCUCAUCAGCAAGAUCCGGGAGGAGUACCCGGACCGCAUCAUGAACACCUUCAGCGUCAUGCCCUCGCCCAAGGUGUCAGACACGGUGGUCGAGCCCUACAACGCCACCCUCUCUGUCCACCAGCUGGUGGAAAACACAGAUGAAACCUACUCCAUCGACAACGAGGCGCUGUACGACAUCUGCUUCCGCACCCUGAAACUGACCACCCCCACGUACGGAGACCUCAACCACCUGGUGUCGGCCACCAUGAGCGGCGUGACCACCUGCCUGCGCUUCCCGGGCCAGCUGAACGCCGACCUGCGCAAGCUGGCCGUGAACAUGGUGCCCUUCCCGCGCCUGCACUUCUUC
Molecule: messenger RNA, 630 nt
Organism: Suricata suricatta (meerkat)
Lineage: Eukaryota; Metazoa; Chordata; Mammalia; Carnivora; Herpestidae
Product: tubulin beta chain-like
Exons: 1
Biological process (GO): microtubule cytoskeleton organization; mitotic cell cycle; neuron migration
Cellular component (GO): cytoplasm; microtubule
Molecular function (GO): GTP binding; GTPase activity; structural constituent of cytoskeleton
Source: RefSeq, a predicted model, not a curated record